AUGGUGCCUGCUGCCCUAGGACUGCUGAUGCUGGUGGCAGUGCCUGAAUUUUUAAUUGGCCUGGUUGGAAAUGGAGUCCUUGUGGUCUGGAGUUUUAGAGAAUGGGUCAGAAAAUUCAAGGGGUCCUUAUACAACCUCAUUGUCCUGGGCCUGGCUGUCUGCUGAUUUCUCCUGCGUUGGUUGAUUAUAGUGGAUUUAAGCCUGUUUCUGCUUUUCCAGAACAGCCAUUGGCUUUGCUAUCUCUGGGUCCUGGUAAGCCAGGCCAGCCUGUUUGCCACUUUACUCGGUGUCUUCUACUGCAAGAAAAUCACGACCUUCGACCUUGUCUACUUGUGGCUGAAGCAGAGGGCCUAUUGCCUGAGUCUCUGGUACCUCAUGAUCAGUUUGUUACUUGUAGCCCACAUUGGCUUAAAGCCCUGCAAUCCUUCCCGAGGAAACAGCAGCAUUCUAUAUCCCUUUUCAAACUGGCACUCUCUGUAUAUAUUACGUCUCAGUGCAGGAAGUAGGGUGCCUUUCACGGUGUUUCUUGUUUCCUCUGGGAUGCUCAUUGUCUCUUUGUAUAGACACCACAGGAAGAUGAAGGUCCAUACAGCUGGUAGGAGGGAUGCUCGGGUCAAGGCUCACAUCAGUGUCCUUCAGUCCUUGGGCUUCUUCCUUGUAUUUUACAUGGUUUACGUCCUGGCUAGCCCCUUCUUCAUCACCUCCAGGUAUUCUCCUGCUAAUCUCACCACUGUCUUCAUCUCUGAGACACUCAUGGCUGCCUAUCCUUCUCUUCAUUCUGUCAUAUUGAUCAUGAGGAAUCCCAGUGUGCAGCAGAUUUGUCAGAGAAUCUUGUAGAAGACAGUGUGCGCUUGGAGAUCCUGGGGCCUGUGA
Molecule: messenger RNA, 873 nt
Organism: Ceratotherium simum simum (southern white rhinoceros)
Lineage: Eukaryota; Metazoa; Chordata; Mammalia; Perissodactyla; Rhinocerotidae
Gene: TAS2R5
Product: taste 2 receptor member 5
Biological process (GO): sensory perception of taste; G protein-coupled receptor signaling pathway; detection of chemical stimulus involved in sensory perception of bitter taste
Cellular component (GO): membrane
Molecular function (GO): G protein-coupled receptor activity; bitter taste receptor activity
Source: RefSeq, a predicted model, not a curated record